Adineta ricciae is the source of this 510-nucleotide messenger RNA. The record is from the annotation of a GenBank genome assembly. NCBI's taxonomy places the organism in Eukaryota, Metazoa, Rotifera, Eurotatoria, Adinetida, Adinetidae.
AUGCGUGCUGUCAUUCAACGUGUUCUUCGAGCUAGUGUUCGAGUGGGUGAUGAUUUGAUCAGCUCCAUUGACCGCGGCCUAUGCGUUCUCAUUGGUAUUACUCAUGAUGAUGAUCCAAGUGAUGUUGAUUACAUCGUGAAAAAGUUACUCUCUAUUCGACUGUGGCCGUCGGCUGACGGUAGUAAAAAUUGGACUCGAAAUGUUGUUGAGAUCGAUGGAAGUCUGUUGUGCAUCAGUCAAUUUACUCUACAUGCAACAUUGAAAGGAACAAAACCCGAUUUUCAUUUGUCAAUGUCCGGCGAACAGUCUAGGGUUGUUUAUGAAAAAUUGUUAAGUCAAUUGAAACUAAGUUACAAGUCGGAGAAAAUUUUCGAUGGACAAUUCGGAGCAAUGAUGAAUGUAAAUAUCGAAAAUGAGGGCCCUGUAACCAUUAUUCUCGAUAGUCGCUCGAAAAAACCUAUGACAACAACAACAGCAGCAGCAGCAGAAGCGAACGCCAACGAAGAUUAA